This is a messenger RNA of Hydra vulgaris (swiftwater hydra), 677 nucleotides long. Its product is annotated as protein cornichon homolog 4. The record is from RefSeq and is a predicted model, not a curated record. Gene Ontology annotation, biological process: endoplasmic reticulum to Golgi vesicle-mediated transport. Gene Ontology annotation, cellular component: endoplasmic reticulum membrane; COPII-coated ER to Golgi transport vesicle. NCBI's taxonomy places the organism in Eukaryota, Metazoa, Cnidaria, Hydrozoa, Anthoathecata, Hydridae.
CUAUAACCUUAGAAUCUUCAUUUAUUGUAAACAUAUUAACCAAAAUAUAGAUGGAUUUCAAAAGUUCUCUUGGAAAGCUGACAGAUACUUGCGCUAAUAUUCUCAUGCCAGAGUGCCUAAUAACAUAAUUACAAUGAGUAACGAAGUAUUAGCCUUAAUAUUUGUUAUGGCUGACACAGCCUUUUUAAUGUUUCUUUCUGUUUAUUUUAUAAUUAAUUUAUCAGAUUUAGAAUGCAAUUACACAAACUCAGGGGACGGAUGUCGUCGGUUAAGCAAGGUAGUAAUUCCAGAACUGAUUAUGGUGUUACUGUUAUGCAUUGUGUUGGUCUUUUUCAGCUGUUUUGGAGCACUUAUUUACAUAUUACCCAUGUUUGUUUGGUUAUUAUAUAGAAUAUUGUCGAAGCCUCGAAACCACAUAUCUUUUUAUGAUCCUGCUGAAAUCCACAACAAUAAUUUGUUAAAUUACUACCUUAAAGAAUCCAUUGUGAAAUUGCUUUAUUAUUUAGUUGGAUUUUUCAUCUUCUUAUACAGCUUGAUAUCAACUCUUGUGCCAGAUGAGGCUGAAAAACAGGAUUUUGUGACCCAAGAUAUUUUUCGAUAGACAAAUGAAUAUUUUUUUUGUUUAAAUUGUAAAUUUUUCUUUUAAAAGUUGAAGUUUUUCUUUUAUUUUGUAUAAA